Molecule: messenger RNA, 396 nt
Organism: Apaloderma vittatum (bar-tailed trogon)
Lineage: Eukaryota; Metazoa; Chordata; Aves; Trogoniformes; Trogonidae
Gene: ENDOG
Product: endonuclease G
Exons: 2
Biological process (GO): apoptotic DNA fragmentation
Cellular component (GO): nucleus; mitochondrial inner membrane
Molecular function (GO): metal ion binding; nucleic acid binding; RNA endonuclease activity
Source: RefSeq, a predicted model, not a curated record
AAUCCUCAUUUAAACCAGAAUGCCUGGAAUAACCUUGAAAAGUACAGCAGAAGCUUGGUAAAGCACAACAAGAAUGUCUACGUCUGCACAGGACCCCUUUACCUGCCCAGGAUGGAGGCCGACGGGAAGAUGUAUGUUAAGUACCAGGUGAUUGGGAAGAACAAUGUGGCUGUCCCCACCCAUUUCUUCAAGGUACUCAUCCUGGAAAAGGAGAGUGGGGAGAUUGAGUUGCGUUCCUACGUGAUGCCCAACAGUCCUGUGGAUGAGAAAAUCCCCCUGGAACGGUUCCUGGUUCCCAUUGAGAGCAUCGAGCGAGCCUCAGGGCUCCUCUUCGUUCCAAACAUCCUGAAGAGGACAAGUAACUUGAAAGCUAUCACAGCUGGAAACAAGCAUUGA